Messenger RNA from Cucumis sativus (cucumber), 1965 nucleotides. Its product is annotated as protein NRT1/ PTR FAMILY 3.1. The transcript is spliced from 4 exons. Bases 125 to 1879 code for a protein of 584 amino acids. Gene Ontology annotation, molecular function: transmembrane transporter activity. The record is from RefSeq and is a predicted model, not a curated record. Gene Ontology annotation, cellular component: plasma membrane. Lineage: Eukaryota; Viridiplantae; Streptophyta; Magnoliopsida; Cucurbitales; Cucurbitaceae. Gene Ontology annotation, biological process: oligopeptide transport; transmembrane transport.
UGUGAAAAAUAAAGAACAGUAGUGAUAAUCAUGAGCUGCCUAUAAACAGUGAGAGAUUCUCUCCCAUAAGCUAAACCCAUUUAAACACCGGUGACCAAAGAGCUUUGAGUAAGAAUUAGAAACAAUGGAGAUGGAGAAAAAGGAAAAGCAUAUGGAAAGGAAGAAAGGUGGCCUUAUUACUAUGCCAUUCAUAUUCGCAAAUGAGAUUUGCGAGAAGAUUGCUGUGGUUGGUUUUAAUACCAACAUGAUUAGCUAUUUGACAAAGCAACUCCAUAUGCCUUCAACUAAAGCAGCCAAUACCAUCACUAAUUUCAGUGGAACCGCCAGCUUGACACCUCUCAUCGGAGCUUUCAUCGCCGAUUCUUACGUCGGCCGUUUCUGGACCAUCACCGUCGCCUCUAUCCUUUACCAGAUUGGAAUGGUAAGCCUAACAACAUCAGCAGUGGUGCCGGGGCUGAGGCCACCACCAUGCAAGGCCGGAGAAAUAUGCAAGGAAGCCACCGGAGGACAACUAGGAAUACUAUACGUAUCUCUACUGUUGACAGCGCUUGGGUCCGGGGGAAUCCGACCGUGCGUGGUGUCGUUCGGAGCAGACCAAUUCGAGGAGGGGGAUCCGAAACGUGGGACAAAGACCUACAAAUACUUCAAUUGGUAUUAUUUCGCGAUGGGGGCGUCGAUGCUGGUGGCGGUGACGGUGCUUGUGUACGUGCAAGAUAACAUCGGGUGGGGAUGGGGAUUUGGAAUCCCUACCAUUGCAAUGUUGGUGUCCAUUAUUACAUUUGUUGUGGGGUAUCCCAUUUACAGGCAUUUGGACCCGUCGGGUAGCCCGUUUACCCGUUUAUUGCAAGUAGGAGUUGCGGCUUACAAGAAGAGGAAAGUUUGUAUUGUCUCUGAUUCCAAUUUGCUUUAUCAGAAUCGUGAUAUCGAUGACCCUAUUUCUCGAGAUGGCAACCUUCUUCAUACUAAGCAUAUGAGAUUUCUAGACAAGGCAGCCAUAGUGACAGAAGAAGAGAAGGUAAAAAUGGGAGAAGAAUUAGGAAAACCCAAUCUAUGGAAACUAAGCACAGUCCAUAGAGUAGAAGAGCUAAAAUCCGUAAUCAGAAUGGGUCCAAUCUGGGCCUCAGGAAUCAUCUUAAUCACAGCAUAUUCUCAACAAUACACAUUUUCUCUCCUUCAAGCUUCAACAAUGAACAGACACUUAACAAACUCAUUCCAAAUCCCAGCUGGUUCCAUGACUGUCUUUACCUUGCUCACAAUGCUUAUCACCGUUGCCUUAUACGAUCGUGUCUUCAUCCCCAUCGCCCGUAGGUUCACUGGCCUCGACCGUGGCAUUACCUUCCUCACUCGCAUGGGCAUCGGCCUUGUCAUCUCCAUCUUCGCCACACUCAUAGCCGGCUUUGUCGAGCAAAAGCGGAAGCACGUUGCUUUCACUCAUGGGCUCAUAGAUCACCCUACUUCCAUCAUCCCCAUCUCGGUGUUCUGGCUCGUCCCACAGUAUAGCCUGCAUGGGAUGGCGGAGGCGUUCAUGUCGAUUGGGCAUCUUGAAUUCUUCUAUGAUCAGAGUCCUGAGAGUAUGAGGAGCACCGCCAUGGCUUUGUUUUGGACUUCAAUUUCAGCUGGGAAUUAUUUGAGUACUCUGUUGGUCAGUUUGGUUCAUAAGUAUAGUAGUGGAGCUAAUGGGGAAAAUUGGAUUAGGAAUGAUAAUAUUAGUAAGGGGAAGUUGGAGAACUUUUAUUGGUUGGUUACUGGUUUACAAGUUCUAAAUCUUGCUUAUUACAUUGUUUGUGCUAAGUUUUAUACUUUUAAGCCUUUGGAGGUUCAGAGGAAAGUUGUGGAUAGCUCUAAGGUGGAUGAACUUCAACUUGUCAACCCUGUUUAGAUUUCACUUUUUUACCAAUCAUAUAUAUAUAUAUACACUUAUUAUCGCUACUUCAUAUUCAAUGAUAUAAUAAUUAAUUGAGAAUG